Messenger RNA from Rattus norvegicus (Norway rat), 8199 nucleotides. The record is from RefSeq and is a predicted model, not a curated record. NCBI's taxonomy places the organism in Eukaryota, Metazoa, Chordata, Mammalia, Rodentia, Muridae.
GGCAAGGGCAUCACCUUAAUUCACAUGCAUGCAGUACCUGGCCUACUGUGAACUCAGAUUUCCUGGGCUUGGCUGUGGUUGCUUGAAAGCCUCUGAGGUGGCUUAGUUAUGGAAGCAGGGCACUGAACCACACUGCUGGGCAGGUUUAGCUGUGGUUUUGUUUUGUUUUAAUUAAUUUUUUUAUUUAUUCAUUUUACAACCCAAUAUCAGCUCUUAUCUCCUCCCAAUAUCUCCUCUUGUAAGUCCCCCCCCAAUUCCCCUUAGAAGGGAAGCCCCACUCUGGAUGUCAGCCCCCUAUCUUCCCACCCCCACCCCACGCAUCCAGUUGCUGCUGGACUGGGCCAACUCAGCAUAUCCUCUCCCACUGAGGCCAGACAAGGCAUUUAGAGAUGUGGGAUCCAUAGCAGGCAGGUAGGCAAUGGGCUCAGUGACAGCCCCUGCUCCAAUUGUUUGAGGGACCCACAUGAGACCAAGCUGCUGCUCAUCUAUGUAUGUGCAGGGGCCCAGCUCCAGCCUGUGCUUGAUCUUUGUGCCCAGGUCCAGCCUGUGCUUGAUCUUUGGUUGGUGACUCAGGCUCUAGGAGUCCCCAAGGUUGUUUGACUGUUAGUCUUCUUGUGGAGUCCUGGUUCUCUUAGGGCCCCUCAGUCUUUCUCCCAACUCUCCCAUAAGACUCCCUGAGCUCCAUCUACUGUUUGGGUGUGAAUCUCUGCAUCUCUUUCCAUCGGCUGCUGGGUGGACCCUCUCAGAGGGCAGUUACGCUAGGUUCCUGUCAUACAUGUCCUUUUGGGUCUGGGUUACCUCACUCAGGAUGGUAUUUUUAAAACACAAAAAAUGAACUCUAGUCUUCUUUCUGAGGAGCCAUCAUUGUACCUGAAGACUAAGGUAUUCUCAAAGACAUAGUGAUGGGAGGGUCGGGGCCCACCCAGAUUCCCGGUCUCUCCUGUCGGGCUGUAAGGUCGCCAGUCUCUUAUGACUCAGGAGGUGGCUUGCCAGCCAGUGUCAUGCCAUGAGGUUUCUAGAGCCCCUGGCUGUGAUGCGACGGGAUCUGCACUGGGGGGAUUAUGGAUGAGGGAGAGGUAAGGAGUCUCUUUACUGUAACACAUGCCUAGCUCUGGGACAGCAGCCAGGAGGCUAAUUAGAAAGCUCAGCAGCUGUCCAGCUUUUCAGGCACCGAGCAGGAGCUACCAGGUGCCAAUGAGCAUCCUGGGAAGGAAAGGAAAGAGGUUGUGUGGGGAAGUUGUCAGGAAAAACACUCCCAGGAGCACUGGUUGGGCAAUCAGUGCUUUGUUAAGAGGAAGAUUGGAUGGGGCUUGCUAAGGUAGACGUGAGGGGCGAUAUGAGGGGACAGGAGGGGGCAGGACAAGAAGUCCUUCAUGAGAGAGAAGGUGGGGAUGAGAUGAGGAGGAGGCAGGAACCGCCAGAGUCCAAGCCCAGAGCAAAGGGCCAAGUGGAAGGCCAAACCCCGAGCAGUGAGGGGACAUCUGCCGACUCCAUAAGUGUGCCUGUACCUCCUCUUCACUUCCCAGGGGAUGGUGAUACACUGCCUGUCCCUUGGAAUACGGACACCAAUUGUGUUUGUAGCUCGGGGAGGGGAAGUCGUCAUGCUUGGGGACCUAACACAUCCAUAGUGUUGAGGGCUGGUCUCACUAUAGAACAGGCUAACACGGUUGAAUCAGCCUCUUUGGUUACACUUGAGUUUUCACUAAUGGAGUACUCAGGGUGGGGCCCUGGCCAGUCACCAGAACACCCUGUGAUAAGGGAUUAGAGGGGUGGACCUUCUAGCCCCUUGUAUUAACCUCUCAGAGUAUAAAACCCCUCAACAGUCUUAUCAAUGUGUGCUGUGCUCCCAGUUGCUGAGUGGGGACUGAUUGUGAAACCCACCAUCUCUACCUUGCUCCCUUUUCCUCUUCAUCCAGGUGCCCUAGUCAAGGUAUGUGUUUCUGUGAGUUCUAUGAGGGAUCAAUCUAUGGAGACAGAGGGUCUGGAAAUAAUGGCUUAUAGUCAGUGGUCAGAAGUGUGGGUGAAAACUGGUUUGUUAUUGGUAUCUGAGGUAGGGAGCCCUCACACUUCUGGGAGAAACUGGCACUGUCCUGGGUAGAAUGUCAGAUUUUAAAACUGUUAGGAUAAGCCAUUCGUAUCGUCAAGAAAUGGAUCUCUCUCUCUCUCUCUCUCUCUCUCUCUCUCUCUCUCUCUCUCUCUCUCUCUGGUGUGUGUGUGAGUAUGUGUGUGUGUGUUUAUGUGUGUGUGUGUGUUUGUGAGUGCUUGUGUGUGAGUAUGUGUGUGUCUCUUUGUGUGUGUGAGUGCUUGUGUGUGAGUGUGUGUGUGUGUGUGUGUGUGUGGUUAGGGAAGUACUAAGUACUUGAUUGUGACAGUGUGUUUUGUUUGUUUUGGUGAACCAUCAUAUUUUUUGUCAAUGGACUUUGUUAUUGCUGUGUUGUCCUUGUUGUUGCUAGACAAGGUCUCAUGUAGAACUUCAUAAGUAGCUGAAGCUAGCUUUGAACUCCUGAUCCUCCUGCCUCCACCUCCUGAGUGCUGGGAUUAUAGGCUAAUGCCAAGUGCAGUUUGAAUGUGUGAUCUUUCCUAUUUCCUGAGAGAUUGGGGGAUUUCUGGGGAGGGAGGCCAUCAAAUGAAAGGGUGUUGUUGCAAACCCUCUCUGGCUCCCUCCUUAGGUCCCAGGCUACAGAGAUGGAGUAGGUGAGAGGAUUUGGAUUCCAGUCCGAGAAGCAGACUGAAUCCUGCAAGCCCAGCUUACCCUAAAUAGUUACAGAGGAGAGAAAAUGACGCAGGGGACAUUCCUGCCAGCAGCUGCUGCUUAAACCUCUUUGGGAAAUGAAUCCUCCUCAGGAGAACUGGCUGCCCCUGCACAUUGUAGAAAUAACAAAAUGAGUUUUGUUUUUCUCUGACCUGAACCUACCUGGACCUCUGCUAUGUAGGAGCCUGCAGUGUCCCCAGGGAUGCCUGCGUGGGACACUCUGUUUCCAGCCUCACUCUCCCUGUGGGCCUUCAGACAGGUCUUUUGUAUCUCCAGACCCAUGCCACCCCCUUUCAGUCUGUGCUGGUGCUUAGAGAAGGAAGAGGGGGGAGCACCCCCUUCUUUCCUCUCAUCCACAGAGACGGACCUGUAGACCCCUUGAUGGUGCUUACCAGCAAGAGACAAACUCCAGGCAUUGCUAGCUUUGGUUAAUAGCAAGCUGGGUGACUCCUUCAGCCAAGAAUUAGCUGGAUCCUUCUCUAUUCUGCUCGUUCCGCUGUCCAAUAGAAGACCUGUGGUCUCCAGGAACUCAUCCGGUGUGAAAUGCACACAUGUGAGGUUAUUUACAGAUGGGAUAACAUAUUUUAUGGAAAUACAGUUAAAGUCUCAUGGAACUAGAACUGCUGGGAUGGCCCAGGGGUGCAGUGGCCUCUCCAAGCAGCCAAGUAGGAAGAGUUGGAGUAGGUACACCACAGAGGAGGGCUGGAGGAGACAGGGAUUGAAACUGAGACAUAGUCACUGAGCCUUCCAUCCUCAGGGCUUCGAAGGAGUGAGGUGCCUCAGGCCUGGGGUUUCAUCAGAUACAUAGAUUUGACCAAAUCUCUUAAUGUCCUAAGCCUUAGUAUCUGUCACCACUGCCACCUACCCAGGAUAGAUGGUGUCUAAGCCCUCCCUGCUCCGAAGGUGUCCUAAAAGAAUCUUGAGAAUUGAUAAGCUUGAGUAGGCCCAGCUUCGCCUGUGCGUUAGCUGCUGCGAGGGCUCCUGAUACAUUCACACGCUCACAGGCUUCUGACUCAGGCUGUAUGAACCACCUAAGAGCCUUAUAGUUUCUGUCCCCAGAAUCAUGCUCUUUGUUUUUGUGGUUGUUGGUGGUGGUAGUGGUGAUGGUGGUGGUGGUGGUUGGUUGGUUGAUUGGUUGUUUUUCAAGACAGGGUUUCUCUAUGUAGUCUUGGCUGUCCUGGAACUUACUCUGUAGACUAUGCUGGCCUCCAAUUCACAAAGAUCUGCCGGUCUCUGCCUCCUAUAGUUCUGGGAUUAAAGGUGUGGAUCCUGCUCUUGAAGGCUAGAAUGUAAGAAAGAUCUGGGGACAGCUUGUGCACUUGCAGGGAAAGGUGGGACCCCCACCCCACCCCCCUCCAGACUCCACCCUGGUGACCGACCAUUGCAUCUCAUCCACCCCUGAGAAGAGGCUGGCAAGCAGACAAGAAGCAGGAAGUGUCCAGCUGGUUCCCAGAGAGCCGUUUUGACCACCCCAGAGUGGUGUCCUUGCCUAGCAUAGGAUCUCAGCCUGUAGCAGAUGGCCAUCGGGUGCUGUAGCACCAGGCUGAACAAGCAGGAUGUGGUUUUUGGUUUCUGUUUCUGUUUUGACUUGUGCUGUUGCUGUGGCUUGCCUAGGCCCCAGGAAAAAGGAAGUGCCCAUGGGUGGGAUUGAACUUUCCAAACCAUAUGUCAUGGCGGUGCAAAUGGUGGAGGGUAUGGAACAUGCUUCAUUAAGACUCUUUCAUCAAGGCGAUAGAGACACAUGAAAGCCAUCCUUCUGCCAGCCAAGAAUUAACUGAGCACUGGGGUGAAUGCUUGUCUGCAUAGCUAAGAAUGGCGCCAAGGUCCAGUCUGAUACCAAGACAAGGUUAAACAGGGACACAACUGCACAGUGAUCCUGAUGUCUGUUCCCAGCCACGCAGUCAAGACUGUGACAAGGUUUCACUGGAACUCACUCUGUAGACCAGGCUGGUCUCGAACUCAUAGACAUCUGCUUCCCAAGUGCUGGGAUUAAAGGCAGGCACCACCACUGCCACGUUUAUCCUGGUCCAUUAAGACUGAUUUCACCUGUCUCCACUGCUUCUGUGUGAUCCUACCCUGUGACAGAGCUCAGCAUACUCUGAGAGCUUCAGCAGGAGGCCCCAGUUGGUACCAUGGCUUCUGCGGAGCCCCUGACAGCGCUGUCCCGCUGGUACCUAUAUGCCAUCCAUGGCUACUUCUGCGAGGUGAUGUUCACAGCGGCCUGGGAGUUCGUGGUGAAUUUUAACUGGAAGUUCCCAGGGGUCACCAGCGUGUGGGCCCUCUUCAUCUAUGGCACCUCCAUCCUGAUCGUGGAGCGCAUGUACCUGCGCCUGCGAGGCCGCUGCCCUCUUCUGGUGCGCUGUGUCAUCUAUACUCUCUGGACCUACCUGUGGGAGUUCACUACCGGCUUUAUCCUACGCCAGUUCAACGCCUGUCCCUGGGACUACUCCCAGUUCGACUUUGAUUUCAUGGGCCUCAUUACCCUAGAGUAUGCUGUGCCCUGGUUCUGCGGGGCCCUCAUCAUGGAGCAGUUUAUCAUCCGCAACACCCUCCGCCUGCGCUUUGACAAGGACGCGGAGCCCGGGGAGCCGGCCAGCCCACCAGCCCUGGCCAAUGGCCACGUCAAGACUGACUGAGUCAGAAGAUUAAUGUGAGGACCUGAAGUCUCUUGUAGGAACCCAUGAACAGAGAGAGAGAGAGAGAGACCAAGCUGGUGGGGUUACCCCUUGGUUCAGCACAAGCCCCGCCCCCAACUGGGUCUUAGCCCAGUAGGGCAAACAUAACCACACAUGGUGGGCAGUGGGAUGGGUGUUGGGGAGUUGGGUGUCUAGACAACAGAAAUACUUUGAGACUCAUCCAUGCCUCUCAACACAUCCUGGGGGCUGGAGGCUGGGUGGCGAACAAUUGGACUUUGAUGGAUGACUUUGGAAGCAGCAGACCUGUCCUAACUAAGGGACAUGAACUCCGGGGCUACAGGUGGGAGGCAAGGUCUGAGAAGGCCUUGGCUGCUGUUGGGGCCACCACCUCACCUGCCCCCUGGCUUCAGCUGGGCUUUGGCUGGUUCCAUUAGGCAAUAUUCAGGUGCUUGCUUGCAACCAAUACCUCCCCGGGGGCCUCUGAGCUGCAGCCUGAGAGAGACCCAGUAGCCAAUUGGGCUGCAUGGUGGCACUGGUGUUGUGCAAAGGCCAGGAAAGCUUCCUUUGGCUCCUCUCCCUCUCCCAGGGCCCCACGCUGCUCCCUUGGCCUUCUGGGGGCCCCUGUGGUGCUGGAUUCCCACCAACCUUGGGCUUUUGGAGGUUUCAAUCCCCGUGUGUUCGGUGGCGUUUCCCCUUAUGUUCAAGACAUUUACCACUAGCAGGCAGUCCUUUCCUGUGUCAGUCACCAUAGCCUCCCCCUCUCCCAGCUCCCUAUAGAACACAGCAGUGGCCAGAGGCAUAGCUCUGAAAUGGACCCCCCCUGCCUUGCUGCAGCCUUCCCUUCACCUUCCUCUGAUGACUGGGGGCGCCCUGUCUUCCUGACCCAGGGAUGAUAGUCUUGGUGUCCCUUCCCUGCAGAGGUCCUACUGAAAAUGCAUAAUAUCCCCCCACAAUGUCCAGCGAGGCCCAGAGGUGUGUGGUGGAUCCACAGUGGGAAAUAAAGGGUGGAGUUCUAGGUCCUAUUUACCCAAACUGGUUUAUUAUUUCCACCAGCUAGCCAAUAUGGCUUCCUAUGAGCUAGAGGAGAUUCAAAGAUAACAAGACAGAUACAGAAGACCACGGGAGGCUCUUUAGAGGCCCUUCCCUGGAAAAGAGAUGAGUUGUACCACAGCCUCAGCUCAGCAGUCAACCCUGAGGGCUGCUCUUCCUACAACUCCAGGCCGGCCCCAUAAGCUUGUUCUCAAACAGUGUUGUCUUAACUCUGUCACACUCAUGGGCCUUGUCAGCUUGGUUAUUGUAACUUUACCCCAUGAUGGGUCCAUUGCUGGCAGUGGACAGGUGAAAUCCAGGCCCCUUCUCAUUUUUGUCCCAAACUCUUUGAGAAGAUGGGACCAUCAGAGAGUGUAGCAUACCAUGAGGCCACCCUGGGACUCUCAGAGGUUGAAAUCAACCCUUAUUUCUUAUAGAUCAUUUUUAAAUGACCGUAACACCUGUGGACCAUGCAGACAGCACCAGGCCAGGGCCAGCAGCAGGGCUGUCCUAGGCUGGGGGAAAGACUUGGAGACAUAACCUUCUGUGGUAUCCUUUCCCUGUGUUUUCUCUGUCUGGGGUAAGAUGCUAAGUGUUUCCCUUGGUAGGCUUCUCAAAUCACCAGAUACUAUUCUGUCGUAGGGAAACUUGCUAUGGCCCUAAGACUUGGGGGUUAUGGGAGUGGUCGCUUUCCAUAUACAAGUGGAGAAGGUUCCGUAUUUUCUCCAAUUCCAUAUUAUCUUAAUUACCUGAAUCCUAACACCUCUCCAGGCCACCUCACACCUGAUCACAACUGAUCUAUUGGCUGGCUGAGGUGUCCCAGCAUUAAAACUCCAAUUCUCAACCAGAAAACGCCACUGGGUGGCCCCUGGGUCUCAGCGCUCCAGAUGUUGUCUUCAGGCAUCCCCUAGUACCAUUUUUUCUCAAAGCGCUAUUAAUCCCAUGUCAGGAGAGGUUCCCAGAGCAGAUCUGCUGGCCUGGAAAUACUCAGCAUUGUGGUCUGCUUCCCUAGGUCCCUGUUGCUCCUAGGGCCCCUCAUAGGCACAGAACCCCCAGCCAGAGGAGACUCUACCUUAAGGCCUGACCACAGACCUGCAGGGUAGUCUAGACUUCAGCUCUUGCUCAUUGGCUCUCUUCAGGAAUCCAACCCCUUAGUGCUUAGGGGCUUGAAGGUGGGGGUAAUUAAACCCUUCUGAGCAGUGGGGAGUCUGCUGGCUGUCUAUGGAGCCUCCCUCUGAUGUUCUGAGCCCGAGGUAGGAGUUUCAGAUAGUAAGUAUGCUGCCCUGCAUGGUUGAGUUGCUUUGGAUGUCUGCUAGGCUUCCAGUGCCCUGCCCCCUCCUCAUGCCAGAGAGUCACAAUGGCCUGUGCUUAAUCACAGCAAUAAUAUAUAGGGAGCAUCUGUGAGUCCCCUUUGUCCUGGUCCAUCACUCUUCAUGGAUCUCCCAGGAGACUACUGAGUGGGUCAGUUCAUGUGAGAAUCAAUUUAUGAAGCUCUGGGCUGUGCAAAGUGUUGUCACAGGAGGCAGGUGAGAGGCCCAGCUCUGAACUGUGAGUAAGGCAGUGGGAGUGCCUUCCACCCUGAAGCCACCCUUACCUGGAGGAGUUUAGGCCCUGGCUUUGUAACAGGGCCUAUGAAUUGGUUAGGACUGUCUUCCAGCUGGACAGCUCUUGAGAAAGGCACGUGACUAAUUUGUGAGCCCAUUGCCUGCUAUGUCUCCGUUAGUCUGUCUCUCCCUUUUCAUAACUGUGCACAUAAAAUAUACUGGUGUUUGUGUUCCUGGA